CUUGCCUCGCGCAAGUACGCUCGAAUCAUUCAGAAGCUCGGCUUCAACGCCAAGUUUACCGACUUUAAGAUUCAGAACAUUGUCGGCUCGUGCGACAUCAAGUUCCCCAUUCGUCUCGAAGGUCUGGCGUCCCGCCAUCACAACUUCAGCUCCUACGAGCCUGAGUUGUUCCCUGGUCUCAUCUACCGCAUGAUUAAGCCGAAGAUUGUGCUUCUCAUCUUCGUCAGCGGUAAGAUCGUUCUCACGGGCGCCAAGGUCCGUGAGGAGAUUUACCAGGCCUUUGAGAUGAUCUACCCCGUGCUGCAGGAUUUCCGCAAGGUCUAAACAUGCGCCUGCACCACUACACAAAAUCAUGUGCGCGUCGGCUUGACUGCCUGAUUGCGUGCAUCCCCCCCUUUUUUUGUGAUUUGUACCAUUACACCCCAAUUCUCCUUCACGAUACCACGAGAACAUUUUUGCCCCCCCCAUUUCCAAGUCAUGAUUUGGCUGUCGGACGUUUGGCCACCCUAGUCUGGGGUCGGAACGUGUCGCACCACAACCAUGGCCUGUACCAAUUGGUUCAUUUCCCGCAUUGCACUGGCGUUGGAGGGGAAACAAACAAAGGCUGGAGGAGGGUCCAGCCGAGGCGGCUUGCUUCGAGGAAGAAAAGAACGCGCGUAGCAAUACCACGAUAGUAAUUGCAAAAGAAGUAGCGGUCGUUGACCAAA
Molecule: messenger RNA, 707 nt
Organism: Verticillium alfalfae VaMs.102
Lineage: Eukaryota; Fungi; Ascomycota; Sordariomycetes; Glomerellales; Plectosphaerellaceae
Product: TATA-box-binding protein
Exons: 2
Coding region: 190-324 (44 amino acids)
Biological process (GO): DNA-templated transcription initiation
Molecular function (GO): DNA binding; RNA polymerase II general transcription initiation factor activity
Source: RefSeq, a predicted model, not a curated record